CGAAACCGCGACAGCCUCCACCGAGAACCACACCCGUUGCGCCGAUACGAUGGCGUCCCCCCAGGACUUCAAGUCUGUUCAGGACAAGGUCCAGGCCGCGCUCGUGGCCACCGUCAAGUCGGUCAACCGUGUCUCCGCCGAGGACCUGCCCUUCCAGCGCGCCGUCAACCCCAGCGUCGGCGACGAUCUCGACGCCAAAACUACACGGAUUCUCGAGCUCUCGACCACACUGCUCAAGUCAGCUGCAGAGGUCUGCGGACUAACUGCGCCCGAUCUCGAAGAUGCCGAUGACGUGGAUAUGCGCUGGCGAAGCAUCGUGGACGUUGUCGACUCAGUCUUGGAGAAAGCCGACACAUCUAUUGACGAGUACACCGGAGCUUUGAAGAGGAAGGAUGCGCCUGCUGCUGAUGCCGCUCCCCAAUCGAAGAAGCCCAAGACGGCUGGAGGCGUUGUCCGCAGUGCCAACAUCACUAAACCCCAACUCCACUUCGAUCAGCAGGUCGACAACAACGCUCAAUGGAAGCCCCUCAUUACCAAAAAGCCCCAUGCUACGGUUCCUUUGGAGAAGAGCCUGGUAACUAGCGAAACAGAAGAGGGUUUUGUCCAAUAUAAGCAUCCGUACGAGACCGAAAUCCUCGAAGCGAAAUACCCCGACCGAGUCUACAAACAAGCCGAGCCGAUUCCAUGGCAGCCCGUCGAAGGCACGGAAGCCAUCUACGUCGACACAUACGAAGGGGUCCUGAAGAUGCUGAAGGACCUCAAGAAGGCCAAGGAAAUUGCCGUUGAUCUGGAACAUCACGACUUCAGAACAUACGUCGGACUCACCUCAUUGAUGCAGAUAAGCACAAGAGAACAGGACUGGAUUGUAGACACUCUGAAGCCAUGGAGACAGCAGCUCCAGAUACUCAACGAAGUCUUUGCCGACCCCAGCAUCAUCAAGGUCUUCCACGGCCCAUUUAUGGACAUGGUUUGGCUGCAGCGUGAUCUUGGUCUGUAUGUCAACGGUCUGUUCGAUACCGGAAGUGCAUGCGAAGCGCUACACUACCCCCAAAAAAGCUUGGCAUUCCUUCUCAAGAAGUUUGUCAACUUUGACGCCGACAAGAAGUACCAACUUGCCGACUGGAGAGUGCGCCCCCUUUCUGACGAGAUGCUGUACUAUGCCCGUUCUGAUACCCACUUCCUGCUGUACAUCUAUGACAAGAUGCGCAACGAGCUCGUGAUGAAAUCGGAUAGGGGCAACUCUAGCACCGACUACAUCGAAAUGACGCUCCAAAAGUCCAAAACUCUCUCAUUAAGUCGGUACGGUGGCGAGACGUUCGACCCCAAGUCUGGCAAGGGAAGCAAGGGCUGGUACAACACUCUUCUAAAGCACCCUAUGCCCUUUUCGGGCCAGCAAUUUGCCGUAUAUAGAGCCAUCUGGGAAUGGAGAGACGAGGUGGCACGGAAAGAGGACGAAAGUACAGCCUUUGUCAUGCCCAAUGGUAUCGUUGGCGAUAUCGCAAAACACAUGCCACCCGACGCCAAGGCUCUACAUGCACUGAUACCGAACCACGCUUUCAUCGCACGGAAAAACGUCACCGAGAUAUGGACGCGCUACCAGGAGGCACGAGAAAGGGGCAUCAACGAACCGCGUCUACUGGACUUCUUCAAGUCGGAGCUUCCAAGGGCCGCUGCUAAGCCUUUGGCAGUGGCUGCAAGCGAGGAUGCGGUCGAGGGAGCGCUGGAACCUGCCCUCUUGUCAGAGUCUCAGCUGUUUGGCCGCAUGGCUCUGAGCUCGGCCUGGGAACAGCCAGCCUCUGCAGCUAAUGGCCUUGGAGAGUACGUCAUGCUCCCGUGGCAGAAGUUUGUGCAGAAUGCAAAGACGGUUGAGGCCGCUCCCGAGGAGGAUGUUGCUAUGGAGGGAGGCGUCGAGGCGGAAGCCAAGGCUGCUGCGGCAGCUCAGCCCGCUGAGCCUGAGGUGGAGGAGGAAUUCACCCUCAAGGCUGGCACGAAACGGAAAGUCCCUACAGCAGACGCUUCUGAUGUUAGUGACAACGAGUCAGAAUCCGGCGAGAGCUCCAUCGACAUUGUACUGGAGCGGCCAGAGUCCGAAAGGAAGUCAAAGAAGCACGGCAAGACGGAUGCUGGCGAGCGCGAGGCAAAGGUGGCUGCGAAGAGGGCAGACAAGGUGGCGCGUUAUACGGAGGAUUACGACAAGGCCGCGGUCGAAGUACAACGCCUCGAGAAGGAAGUCGCCAAGAACAAGGCCGAGCCGGCUCAAUUGGAGGAGGCGAAGGAGACGGCCGCGGAGAAGCAGAGAAAACUGCAAGGAUAUCUGGCGGCGAUCAACAACCGCAAGUCCAAGACGGAGAAGAAGGCGGCGAAGAAGGCCGAGAAGGCCCAAAAGGAGGCGGAGAAGAAAGCAAAGAAGGAACAGAAGCGUGCUGCGAAGAAGGCCAAGAAGGAGGCCAAGAAGGCCGAGCAGCAGGAGGCUGACGGUGCGGACUCGAGCGACAGUGAGGAGGAAGAGGAUACGUUCGACUACAGCAAGGCCACAUCGGUGCUACAUGCGGCGAGGACGGGCAACCGUGGCAAGACACACGUUAAGCCGACGUUUGACCCUUAUGCGAAGACGGGCGAUGAGCCGCUCAAGGGCGCGAGAAAGGCGCCGCCUCCCAGAGGUGAGAGGAGCGCUACGUUUAGGAAGUAG
Colletotrichum scovillei is the source of this 2689-nucleotide messenger RNA. Its product is annotated as 3'-5' exonuclease. The record is from RefSeq and is a predicted model, not a curated record. Gene Ontology annotation, biological process: nuclear polyadenylation-dependent CUT catabolic process; nuclear polyadenylation-dependent antisense transcript catabolic process; nuclear polyadenylation-dependent snoRNA catabolic process. Gene Ontology annotation, cellular component: nucleolus; nuclear exosome (RNase complex). The coding region runs from base 50 to 2689 and encodes 879 amino acids. The transcript is spliced from 5 exons. Lineage: Eukaryota; Fungi; Ascomycota; Sordariomycetes; Glomerellales; Glomerellaceae. Gene Ontology annotation, molecular function: nucleic acid binding; nucleotide binding; 3'-5'-RNA exonuclease activity.